Molecule: messenger RNA, 953 nt
Organism: Parastagonospora nodorum SN15
Lineage: Eukaryota; Fungi; Ascomycota; Dothideomycetes; Pleosporales; Phaeosphaeriaceae
Exons: 2
Coding region: 1-891 (296 amino acids)
Molecular function (GO): oxidoreductase activity
Source: RefSeq, a predicted model, not a curated record
AUGGCAAGCUACAAGAACGUCAUACUCAUCGGAGCGAGCAGUGAUAUAGGCACUGCGAUUUUGAACACAUUCAUCAACGAGUCUUCGUUUAACACGACUGUGUUGACACGGGAAGGCUCGUCUUCGACCUUUCCAGCCGGCGUCAAAGUCAUACGGGCCAACUACGACUCGGCUGAUGCGUUGAAGGAUGCUUUCAAAGGACAAGACGUCGCUGUAUCUCUCGUCGGCGGAACUGGAUUUGGAGAGCAGAACAAGCUCAUUGACGCAGCCAUUGCAGCUGGUGUCCAGCGCUUCGUACCCUCUGAGUUUGGCAGCGAUACUGCCGAUGCUCGAGUUCGCGAGCUCGUGCCCAUCUUAGAAGGGAAGUUCGCAACGGCCAACUAUCUCAAGAGCAAAGAGAGCGUCAUCAGCUGGACUAUUCUGGCCAACGGACCGUUUUUCGAAUGGUGUUUCAAGGUCGGCUAUUACGGCUUCAACCUGGCUGACAAGACUGUCACUCUCUAUGACGAUGGCACAGCCAUUUUCUCGACAACGAACCUGCACACGGUUGGUCUGGGAUUGGUGAAAGCUCUCGAGAAGCCAGAAGAGACGAAGAAUCAGUAUGUGUACAUCAGCAGUUUCGACACGUCGCAGAACGAGUUGCUUGCCUUGACGGAGAAAAUUACGGGCUCGAAGUGGACUGUCAAGCACGUGGCAGUCAAGGAUCAUGUUGAGCAGGGCCGCGCAAAGCUACAGAAGGGCGACUUCUCGGGCAUAGUGGAGUUGCUGCAGGCGACGAGUUUCUCCAAAGAUCAGCUUGGACGGUUCGAUCAGGCUCCGGCUUGGAACGAGAAGCUGGGGUUGCCGAAGGAUGACUUGGAGAAGUCGCUUCGUGGUGUGUUUGAAGGAUGAGAGUGCUUGACGCGGAUGCCAUGUGUUUUGUAGUAAAGAACUCGCACAUGUGAUGAAGACAA